AUGUAUGCCAAAGCUAAAGAUACAAGUGUGCUCAUUCGGCUUCCAUGUAAUUUAGCCGAAACAGUUGCUGAUAAAUCAAUAAAAAUUGCUGUUACAGUUGCUAAUCCCCUUCUCAAACCAUUAUAUGGACUUGUACAUGUAAUUGACGAUUAUGCUGUCGAAAAACUUCGUCAAAUUGAAUCUAAAUAUCCUGCUAUCAAUACAUCAACUGAAGAGGUUAUGAAUACAUUCAACGAAAAAACGGAAUCUGUUCAUCAUGUAAUGAAUUCAGUUAAGGAUACAACCACAUCAACAAUUCAACAUAGCAAAGAGAGUAUUUUUCAUAUAGCAACAGCCACACUACAUAAGGCAUCUGAUGUAGCUGGUUCUGUCUUCUCAUUUUGUGAAACAUAUGUACCAGAAAUCCAACAUCUUAAUGCCGGCAAAACAACAGAGUUAUAUGAACAUACUUGUUCAACUGUUAGUUCAUUAUUUAAUUAUGCAUUUCAUUCGGUUCAAUCAUCAUUAAUAUGGUCCAGAAUGUUGGCUGUAUAUUCUUUUUACUUAAAAUAA
Rotaria sp. Silwood2 is the source of this 552-nucleotide messenger RNA. Lineage: Eukaryota; Metazoa; Rotifera; Eurotatoria; Philodinida; Philodinidae. The record is from the annotation of a GenBank genome assembly.